AUGUUUAAUAUAACGGAUGAAAAAGUCAUAAACGUAGAAUUAAUUACUCUUUUAAACCUAAAACCGCAAUUAAACUGCUCAGGAACUUGUAAAGGUGUUAUUUGUUUAGAUAUAGCUAGUUCAUUAAGAUGUCAACCCUUAAGCAAAGAAAAUGCCAUUAAAUUUUCUGGAUUGAAAAAAAAAAGUUAUAUUAAUAUGUACAAUAAUAUUUCCAAACUGUUAAAUCUUGAUAAAAUUUAUUCUAUUAAAGAAAUUUGUUUAUUAACUCAAGUUUGUGAUGUAAAAGAGUCUGCCACACAACUUUUUGAAGAAUUUAAAAAAAAAUGUGAUAAAAUUCAUUAUGAUUUUGAGCAUCCUAUGUACAGUUGUGCAGCAGUUUGGGCAUUAUGCAGGAAAAAUAAAAUUAAAGUAAAUACAAACAAGUUAGUCGAAUUAAGUAGAUUGAAAAAAUCUGAACUGGAUAGUUUGACGAAAAAAUUUGAAAAUUUAAAUGCAGAGUUAAUAAAUAAGAAAACUUUAGAAGAUGAAAUUGUGAUGCAAAAUAAAAGUAAUAUUUCAAUGGAAAGUGUAAGAGAUGCUGCACCAACUAGAAAAAGACUUUUAACAUCAAAUAUUAUGACAGAUGAAGAAUAUUUACAAUGGAAAAAAAAAAUGUUAGAAAAUUAA
This is a messenger RNA of Pediculus humanus corporis (human body louse), 666 nucleotides long. RefSeq names its product origin recognition complex subunit, putative. Bases 1 to 666 code for a protein of 221 amino acids. NCBI's taxonomy places the organism in Eukaryota, Metazoa, Arthropoda, Insecta, Psocodea, Pediculidae. Gene Ontology annotation, cellular component: nuclear origin of replication recognition complex. The transcript has 4 exons. Gene Ontology annotation, biological process: DNA replication; DNA replication initiation. The record is from RefSeq and is a predicted model, not a curated record.